This is a messenger RNA of Aureobasidium pullulans EXF-150, 1330 nucleotides long. RefSeq lists its product as uncharacterized. The transcript has a single exon. Lineage: Eukaryota; Fungi; Ascomycota; Dothideomycetes; Dothideales; Saccotheciaceae. The coding region runs from base 63 to 1193 and encodes 376 amino acids. Gene Ontology annotation, molecular function: gamma-glutamylcyclotransferase activity. The record is from RefSeq and is a predicted model, not a curated record.
AGAACAAGUACCUGUUCUCGUCCACUCCCGAAGACCACAAGGUCACGAUACCAUUGAUAGCCAUGGAGGACUCCCCGGAAAACACCUGCCGACUGGCCACGGCCUUCAAUUGCCUCCGCGACGUGGGAAGACAAGCAAUGCGCCCGAAGAAGGUCGCGCUUCCCACAUAUUCGACCCUCUCGGAGACCAGCCUCGAGAGGAGAGAGCUGUCUCUAUCUACCACUUCCGAUAAGAAGGCCGAGACUUUCCUCUACCUCGCCUACGGAUCCAAUCUCUGCAAUGAAACUUUUAGAGGCAAGCGUGGAAUCAAGCCGAUAUCACAAAUCAACGUUCAAAUACCAGAGUUGCGCUUGACUUUCGAUCUGCCCGGCAUAGCCUACUCGGAGCCAUGCUUUGCCAACACGGCUCGUCGAGACCCUGAAACAGACGUCCCUCGAAACAAUGCCACCUCGGAGAAAAGGGAUUCCUCUGGAGCGACCGACUACCACAAGAACAGAUGGCACAAAGGCUUGAUUGGUGUAGUCUACGAAGUCACCGCUGCUGACUAUGCCCACAUCAUUGCUACCGAAGGAGGUGGCGCUUCGUACCAAGACAUCUUGGUCGAUUGCUAUCCUUUCGAACAUUCCGACCCGACUAAGCCCGUACCCGUGCAUCCCAUGACGAAGCCAUUCAAGGCCCACACUUUGUUCGCUCCUGCUGUAACACCAGGCGCUCAACCUCCCAAAGAGGGUGGAAGGCUUCAGCGUCCGGACACCUCGUAUGCCCAAGCUUCGGCCCGCUACCUGAAGCUCAUCACUGAUGGAGCUGCCGAGUGUCGUCUGCCUUACGAAUACCAAGAUUAUCUGAACGACAUUCGACCAUACACCAUUACCUCAAACAAGCAACAGCUUGGCCAAUUCGUCUUCCUUACUCUGUGGUUGCCCUUCAUCGUGUUAAUCUUCAGCUUGAAUGCCAAGUUUUGCGAUGAAGGGGGCCGAUCACCACCUUGGCUACGCAUUCUGUCCGAGUCCAUCUUCAGAGCCUGCUGGAGGACCUAUGAUGGCUUCUAUAAACCUCUCUUCGGCGAUGGAGAGCGGACGACGCCUGCAGAUGACCAAGACGAUGACUGCCAACCCACACCAUUCCAGGAUUUGCCCCAGCGACUUGAGAGUGGUCUACCAAUAGAUUGGGAAAAGACUCCUACAGUGGCAUAGAUAUCACGGCUUAUCGCCUUCAUAGUCACUCUAUCUAUUCCAUGUCAAUCUCGACAAAGAAGUUUCAUCGUUGAAGAUCAAGUUCCUCAUGAACAAAGCGCACAGGCGACGUUCAUACAAAGAAUAAUUCGGCCCAC